Messenger RNA from Haliotis rufescens (red abalone), 2544 nucleotides. RefSeq names its product monocarboxylate transporter 13-like. Gene Ontology annotation, biological process: monocarboxylic acid transport; transmembrane transport. The record is from RefSeq and is a predicted model, not a curated record. Bases 305 to 1744 code for a protein of 479 amino acids. NCBI's taxonomy places the organism in Eukaryota, Metazoa, Mollusca, Gastropoda, Lepetellida, Haliotidae. Gene Ontology annotation, molecular function: monocarboxylic acid transmembrane transporter activity. The transcript has 6 exons.
UCAUUAUGUAAGACCAUGAUUAGGCUUGGUACAAAUUGGCAGACAUGAUCUAUUGCAUGAGAAAGAUGCAUGAGAAAGAUGUCUCGGACGGAAAGACGAGGAACAUUUUGAGGUAAAGGAUAGUUGUGACACCGGAUGUCUGAAGAUCUCUUCAUGGAACACGACACACACAGGGACCGACACAUGCACGGGGGAGUUGGAACUGGAACAGUGUCCCGAAGCGGAAGGUAAAAGUUCUUUUAUUCAGAUUCACUGUGGAUCCUACCAAACCGAGAGACUGAAGUGAGCGCCAUUGUAUAUAAUUAUGAGCAAACAACGCAGAACACCUGAAGUCAAAGACAGAAUGGAAAUGGACGGAGGAUACGGAUGGGUGAUAGUUGCAGCUUGUUUUGUAAACAACAUGCUCGUUAUUGGCCUCAUCAAGUCCUAUGGGAUACUGUUUGUCCAGUUUCUGAAGCGGUUUCAAGCAUCAACUUCAGUGACAUCAGUAAUCCUUGGUAUCAAGGCUGUGGCUUUCAGCUUUUCGGCUAUGUUAGCCCUAAAUAUCUUAAUCACCCGGAUAUCAAUCAGGAAGUUAUCCCUUGUCGGAUCAGCCUUGACAUCCGCCGGCAUCUUGCUCAGUAUGUUUGCAGAGAACGUGGCCUUCAUCAUCUUCACUCAAAGCAUCCUCACAGGUUUAGGAAAUGCAUUCGUGUACGGACCAGGAAUCUACCUCCUUGGACAAUACUUCGACAAGAAACGCCCUCUAGCGAUAGCAGUAGCCAAUUCGGGUAUCAGCGUAGGCCUGAUGGUGUUACCUACCCUCAUCACAUACCUAUUUGACGAGUUCGGGUUCCAGGGUGCGCUUAUGCUCUUGGGCGGGGUCAUGAUGCAAACCGUCGUGUGCGCAGCCCUCUUCAGACCACUUCAGCCUAAGGAACUGGGACUACCAAGAUCAUCACCAGACCCUGAUGACAUAAGCGGUUCACCAGCACCAAGCCCGGCCACUUAUGUUAAUACUGACAAGGAAUUGGAAGGAUCAAAUGAAGAGAAGACAUCAUUUAUAGGAAUGUCGCGAGGGGAUAAAAUGCAAAUAGCUUCAGCUGAUAAUUCCUGUUGCCGUGCUGUCAGAGGCUGCAUGGCAACUAUGGAUCUCUCCUUGUUCAAAAAUCCCAUUUUCGUCUGCAUUCUCGGCUUCUCCUUUUUUGGCCUAAUUGGUAACGAGCUGUCAGUAGCUUUCAUUCCUUCCCUGGCUAAGGAAAAAGGACUAACGGACAUGGAGACAGCAUAUCUCUUCACUGUGGCAGCCGCUCUAGAUCUCUUCAGUCGACUCCUACCAGGAAUCAUUGCCCAGUUGCGACUCAUGACACGACCCAAGAUGUUGGCAGGCGCCUUCGUCAUCAUUGGCAUCCUCUUCCAGUUCACGGCCUAUUACAAGAACUUUCAAUUCAUGCUGGGUUUCAUAAUUGUCUAUGGAGGAUUUUCUGGAUUCUUUUUCUCUCUUCUACCCGUCAUUAUAAUCGAUUUAAUUGGACUUGAUAAAUUCCCCAAAGCUUUUGGAUUUGUGCAGGUGUUCCAGGGAAUUGCUGGAGCGUUAACCUAUCCAGUUUUAGGAACAUUCAAGGACCUGACAGGAAACUACAAUGUCACUUUCCAUUUCCUUGGAGCUUCCCUGCUACUGGCCUCAGCUAUCAUUCUCACAGAACCACUCCUGCGGAGAUGGGAAGCACGUAACAAGAACCUGACGGACAACGAAGUUGCUUAGUGUGAUGUCAUCUAUAAAUGUAACAGCUCGGAACGUGACCAUGGAGCGCAGGGGUGCAACAGAUGCUCGACAUUCAUGUUUACCCAGCCAACAAAGCAUAAAGUCUACACAAAUUACUAUUAAAGUAUCGACCCACAUUGUACAUGUGAAUAUAGAUCCGCUAAUUUUCAAAGGGCACAUGCAGUAUAUAUCAUACAUUUAUGACAGGGGGACAUUCGAACGAAGGGCCAAGGUUAUUGAGGAUAAGGAUCGAACCGAAAUAGGAUCAAUAUUUAAUGCUGCACGUUACGGAGAGCAAAUGUGCAAAGUGGCAGCGUUUGGGCUGGUAAUGCCGUGCGCUUUUUGGACCAGUAUCAAUAGGUUAUUAGGCCUGCAUUGGCAAAUAUAUGCGAUGUUUGAUGAGUGCUGGCUUUCUCUUCUCUGAUUCAUAUAGGCGGCAGUGCAGCCUUGUAGUCAACCGACAUUAUUGCAGUGUGUGAUCACAGUUCUCUAUAUAUUUUUAUUCAAACAAGCGGGAUGGUUCUAUAUUGUAUGUUAUAGUAUGAUAUAAUAUAAGUAUAUGCUCCCGUGGUUAUCGACCAGUGACACAAUACUCUUUAAAUGCGCUAAUGUUGAAUAUAUUAAUAUUGUAGUGGUAUUGUAUCACUGUUGAAUAUGCAUACUCUAGUUGUAUAAUCUGAAUGCGCUACUGUUGAAUAUAUUAAUAUUUAUACAUGAACUCUCAUAGAAUCACUGCUGAAUAUAAGUAAUCUAGUCAUAGUCCUUCACUGCUGUUGAAUAAAUUAAUAUUUUUCUCUAAA